Molecule: messenger RNA, 987 nt
Organism: Penicillium roqueforti
Lineage: Eukaryota; Fungi; Ascomycota; Eurotiomycetes; Eurotiales; Aspergillaceae
Exons: 1
Coding region: 1-987 (328 amino acids)
Source: RefSeq, a predicted model, not a curated record
AUGACAGACCUAUCACAAUACCCCGACGGCCUGCAUGGUUACCGUAGCCAUAAAUUGGCGGUGCGGACAUUGAUGAUUGUCUUUACCUCCAUCGCAUUCUAUAACGCCAUCGAAUUGCUCAUAUUGUUAUUUUUCACCUUCACUCGUUAUCGCGGACUCUACUUUUGGACGCUUUUGCUCUCGGUAGUCCUCGGAGUGAUCCCUCACGCCGUUGGCCAUCUCCUCGCGUUUUUUUCACUGGCCCCAUUAUGGCUCUCGUUGACUCUCUCCACUAUUGGCUUCUACGUCAUGGUCCCAGGUCAAUCGCUGGUGCUAUACUCUCGCCUUCAUUUGGUGGUCAAUAACAACAACGUGCUUCGGUUUGUUCUUUGGCUGAUUAUCAUCGACGCGAUCAUUCUCUUGAUCCCAACGACUAUUCUUACCUACUCUACCGCAUACAUUGCAAAUCCGGCAAUUAUUCGGGGAUACAAUGUCAUGGAGCGGAUGCAACUGGCCUGGUUCUGCGCCCAAGAGAUUGUCAUUUCGGGAAUUUACAUCAUCGAGACCGCGAAGCUACUCAGAAUGAUGCCAGACAAGGACCGGCGCCGGUCCAGAAUCCUAUAUGAGUUGCUGGCUAUCAAUUUCGUCAUUAUAUUGCUCGAUAUUUGUUUACUCCUCGUGGAAUACAUUGGGUUUUACUCGUUACAGACCACUUUGAAGGCCAUGGUUUACAGCAUCAAGUUGAAGCUCGAGUUCGGUGUGCUCGGAAAGCUAGUCGAUCUUGUGCACAAUCAUCGAUCGCAACCCACUUCGUCCGAACACGAAGAAUACCCUGGCUUCGUCGAUCCUUCCCAGAUUACAACGGAUGUCACCCAUGCAGCCCCACGGGAAUUGCGACCGGGGGGACGGAGAGGCUGGAAUACAAUAUCUGUGGAGAGCUUGCCCAAUUCUGAGCGCGACACUCGUCCGUCUACCCAGUCGACUGGCAAGAGCCUGCAUCCAUCUUGA